AGCUGACCACAUUUUGGGGUCAGACAACUUCAGAGAUCGGGCAUUGACCUUGCGGCCGGGGGCACGGCGAAAAUUCUUUACAGGAAAAUAUAGUCCCUGGCUCAUUUAAGAGGUAAAGAAGUAGUCCGUGCGCCACCAUGAGUAAAAGGGUGACGAUCGCGGCUGUGUUUGAGGACAAUGAUGAUGCGGGGGCGGUGCAGGAAGCCGUCACAUCGGCCAUGUCAGCCAUGACCAGUAGUGACUGUCUCGUGUGCGGAGAGAAGGCCUCCGGGUUCCACUACGGUGUCUUCAGCUGCGAGGGUUGCAAGGGUUUUUUCCGCCGAAGUGUAACCCGCGGUCAUGUGAAAGUGUGCAAAUGGGGGAACCAGUGCAGUAUGGACCUGUACACCAGGAGGAGAUGUCCUGAGUGUCGACUCAGGUCAUGUAAGGCUGCCGGGAUGAGACCUGACUGUUUGCUUUCCCAGGCCCAGCGAAGGUCAAAAGCGAUGUGGCGGAAAAUUCAAGAGACAAAUAAUCCAGCAAAGACCCCCGCUGGUACAACCACCAACGCAACCGCCACUCAAGACCAACCAAAAGUGCCACCAGCCAAUCAGAGCUCAGAACAACCGUCACCAAGGUUACCGGUACCAGAGAGUGUGGCCGACUCCACCCCUAGGCCUAGCUCGACGGUUAGCUGCCCUCAACUGCAGGACGUUUCAUCUUCGGUUGCUGUUCCUCUAACAGAACAGGAGAUAAAGGUUGAACAGUUGUCCCCGCCUGCCAGGCAGGUAGCGUCGUCCUCCAUUUCGCCAACGGGCCCUCCCAUGAGCAAGCAGGCCUUCCACGCCUUCGCAGCCAAGGCCGGCAAAGACAUGAUGUCCUUUCUGUCCGUCUUGGCGACAGAUCCAGAGGUCCUGUCCCAACCAAUCAAAGAAAACAUCACGGACGUACCACGGCGCUGUGCGAACAGUUCGACGGAUCCCAGCACGUCAUUGAGUACCUCCCCUGCUUCUGACACCGCCGCGUCAAAGCCGUCCACGUCUGCUGAAGGACUUUCACGGUCCCCAGCCGCCGUCGUUUCGUCAACCAAUGCAACCAGUCUGAAGCUUCCGUUCUUGACGAAAUCGCUCGCAGCCAAGACAACGCCACCUCCUCAGGCGACAGCGUCGUGUUCGAGAACAAGCGAUGUCGCCUUUUGCAGCACGGCUGUUAAAGACGACAGUAAAACUGCCUCCAUUGCAGCCAUUAUACCAAACAAAGGACCCAGCUUUGUACAGCACCUUACCGCACAAAAUCUGGCAAUAAUUUCAGAAAUUCUGGCGCACAAGGAAAGAACGGUGGAGGAAGGGCGUCAAAACAUGCUCAGAAUCUGGCAGGAAACGAAUGCUUGCCAGACGGUGGAAGAGAAGAGGAUGUGCCAGAUAAAGCACAUGAACAACGGGGUAGGGAAAGUCAUCGCCUUCAUCAAAACACUGAGAGGCUUCAACGACCUCUCCAUAGAGGACCAGGUGGCUGUGGUCAAGGGGUCCAUAUUCGAAUACUUUUUGAUAAGGGUGUGCCUAGUCUUCAAAGAGUCUGGUUUGGGACUUCAGGACCUACACGGGUUGCUAUCUACCAUGUACAGUGAGGAAUCCAUGACGGCGUUUAAGAAGUGGUUUGAAGGCAUCUGGAGGCUGAACCUGGACCCUGUCACCUUUUACCUGCUCCUCACUGUGGUGGUCCUGUCUCCAGAUCGUGCAAACAUCGUGAACGUGUCCGCGCUGGAGAAGUCUCAGGCCCAGUACCUGGAGUGCCUGCAGGCGUACUGUAAGGUGUCGUACCCCGACCAGCCGCUCAUGUUCCCCAGGCUCAUGGGCAAGCUGACGGAGGUACGGGACGUCGGUCUGGUGGUGGAGAAAUGUCUGCACAACGACUGUAAGGCCAUCCUGAAGAAACAACCGGUCUUACCGGAGAUAUGGGACCAGGACUAGAGUCUUACUGAUAUAAAAAAAAGAUAGUGUAAUUUAUACAGGCCACAGCAAUGCAAUGUUUUGGUCUUCGGGAUCUCCUGAUUCUUUUUUUUUCUGAGGCCAUGUUGAUUUGAUUGUAAUUUAUUUGGAUGACAUCCUCUGCGAACCCA
Messenger RNA from Branchiostoma belcheri (Belcher's lancelet), 2098 nucleotides. RefSeq names its product oxysterols receptor LXR-alpha-like. Gene Ontology annotation, biological process: positive regulation of transcription by RNA polymerase II; cell differentiation; negative regulation of transcription by RNA polymerase II. Lineage: Eukaryota; Metazoa; Chordata; Leptocardii; Amphioxiformes; Branchiostomatidae. The coding region runs from base 138 to 1949 and encodes 603 amino acids. The record is from RefSeq and is a predicted model, not a curated record. The transcript has 9 exons. Gene Ontology annotation, molecular function: RNA polymerase II cis-regulatory region sequence-specific DNA binding; nuclear receptor activity; zinc ion binding.